AAAAAAAUUCACUUCACUUUUUUUCAGCAAGCCUUUGAAAAAAGUUGCAACAGAGAAUAUUCUUCUGCUUUCACAACAAUAACAACAAGCUUUCUAGAAGUGCAAGCUCGUUGUGUGCAAUUACACUCUCAUUUGUAGUGGUAGUAUUGAAUAUAUAUUGGUUGAUCUUUAGAGAUUUUCCGAAUCAGUUCUAUUCUCCUGAUCAAUUUAAUCCUCUCGUUCUUGACUGACUAUAACGUCCAAUAUAUUGUAAAAUGUCUUCUGCAGCAGUUUGUGGAUUUAUCGAUAGUAAGAAUGGAUUAUUAAGUAGUUUUGUUAAUAGAUGGAGUUGGUAUGUCAACGAGGGUGUUUUCUCAACACCAGACCAUCCUCCUCAGAAUUUUGGUUUAUUACUUCCUGUGAUGAGUGUUUUGAGUUUAAUCUUUCACUCUCUAAUGUAUGCUUACGGAUCAGAUUGGUUUUCAAAGAAAUAUAGCACUACUUUUAAGAAGAAGAUUUUUGGCGAGGAAAAAGAAAGAAGAGAAUGGAAUAGUAGAAUUGUUUCUAAUAUUCAUGCAAUUCUUUCUUCACUAAUUUCAUUGUACUGUAUCGUAUUUGUUUAUCUGCCAUCCCCUAACGUUGGAAUUUUGUCACUUUCCGAUCGUUCAUGCAUUUUCUUGAUUGGCUAUUGUGUUGGCUACUUUUUAUAUGACUUGUACAUUGUUGCAAGAAAUUAUCCUCACCUGGGAGGUAUGGAAACAGUUCUCCACCAUUCUAUUUCAAUAGUUGCAUUGCUUGGAAGUGCUGUCUGGGAAAAAUGCAUAGUAUUGAUGGUUAUCAUGAUGUUUACUGAAAUUUCUACACCUUUUGUGAAUCAAAGAUAUUUCUUUUCUAAAUGCAAUAUGAAAGAUUCCAAAUUAUAUGCUUAUAAUGGCAUCUUGAUGUGGUUGACAUUCGGUAUUGUUAGAAUUUCAUUCUGCUUUUACAUACCACAUUUGGUUUGGGAAGAUUCUGAAACUUGGUGUUCAUUCCCACUUGGUUGGAUUAUUCUUGUAACUCUAAUGAUUGGUUCAAUUUGUAUUUUAAAUAUUUUCUGGUUCUAUAAGAUUACUAUGGGUCUCGUUCAAGUUGUUUUUGCCAAGAAGCAACCAAGUUCAGUGCCAUCCACAUCCUCCACUCCAAGUACUCCUGAUCGUAUCAAUGUUAAGGAAAAGAAAUGUGAUGAAGACGAUGAUGACGAAAGGGAAUUGGACGAAAAAGUUGCCACAACUUUACCUUUAAUAAGAAGAUAACCAUAAAAUGUAUUAUAUUUC
Messenger RNA from Naegleria gruberi, 1292 nucleotides. RefSeq lists its product as uncharacterized. Gene Ontology annotation, cellular component: endoplasmic reticulum; membrane. Lineage: Eukaryota; Heterolobosea; Eutetramitea; Acrasida; Naegleriidae. The coding region runs from base 255 to 1271 and encodes 338 amino acids. The record is from RefSeq and is a predicted model, not a curated record. The transcript has a single exon. Gene Ontology annotation, biological process: lipid homeostasis.